This is a messenger RNA of Fusarium odoratissimum NRRL 54006, 2626 nucleotides long. RefSeq names its product L-lactate dehydrogenase (cytochrome). The transcript has 2 exons. Lineage: Eukaryota; Fungi; Ascomycota; Sordariomycetes; Hypocreales; Nectriaceae. Gene Ontology annotation, molecular function: oxidoreductase activity; heme binding. The record is from RefSeq and is a predicted model, not a curated record. Bases 339 to 1661 code for a protein of 440 amino acids.
CAGCCUUGUAUUUCGUGCCAUGAUGAGACUGAACAAUGGAUAUCUCCAUGUAAAUUGUAUGAAUCCUUGCUCAUGAGAGCGUCCUUGUGAUUCGAAGCCGCCUCAUCAACUUCUCUUGGGCAUUUAGCCACAUUUCCGUAUCAAUUACAUUCUCAUAACAUCUGCGUCCCACAAACCACCCCCAAGGAAACCCCCAAUUCUGAGAACCCAAUUGGAGGCGGGACAGUAUCUGCCGAGUCUGUAGAUCAGUCAAACUGGUCUUGACAUCUUUAAUAGACCAUUUCGCGCCACAUCUUUCCUCUUGCAACUCAAUUGACUCGACUCUGCACAUACACAGCAUGGCCAAGGUUUUCGACGCGGCUGAAGUGGCCAAACACAACACCCCGGAGAGCUGCUGGGUCAUUCUCUAUGGCAAAGUCUACGAUGUGACUGAGUUUCUUCCAUCGCACCCCGGUGGUAAGAAGAUCAUCCUGAAGCUGGCGGGAAAGGAUGCCACCGAUGAAUAUGAUCCCGUUCACCCACCGGGAACCCUCGAGGAGAACCUCAAGCCCGAGAAUAUCCUCGGUGAAGUGAAUCCCGAAACACUCACUGACUCCCAAUCGACCGGCGAAAACACCACCACACAGUCCCGAGAUAACCAGCCACCACCAAUGGCAUCACUCAUGAAUCUUGAUGAGAUCGAGGAGGAGGCUACCAAGCGCAUUUCGAAAAAGGCUUGGGCAUACUACUUUUCAGCCGCCGACGAUCUAUUUUCAAAAACGUACAACAACCAUGUCUAUAAAAAUAUACUUCUUAGGCCACGCGUAUUUGUUGAUUGUACAGCUUGCGAUCUUUCAACCACAUUGAUUGGCAACAGAGUCGGGCUACCAAUCUUUGUCGCCCCUGCUGCUAUGGCCCGUCUAGCUCAUCCCGAUGGAGAACAAGGCAUCGCCAAGGCAUGCUCUCGAUUCGGUGCCAUGCAGAUUGUGUCGAACAACGCGUCGAUGACUCCUGAGCAAAUCAUCGAGGGCGCAAAGCCAGGCCAGACUUUCGGUUGGCAGCUCUACGUCCAGAACCAGCGAGAGAAAAGCGAGGCUAUGCUCAAGCGCAUCAACUCUAUGCGAGAGUACUACAAAUUUAUCUGCCUGACCCUUGAUGCGCCUGUUCCUGGUAAACGCGAGCUGGAUGAGAAGCAAAACUUUGAUUACUCUGAACCCAGUCCUGCCAGUGGUGAGAGCAAGCCCGGUGCUGGAGGUGUUGGUCAACAGCUGUUUUUCGGCACAGCGGCCGACUUGACUUGGAAGACAACUCUUCCCUGGCUAGCUGCUCACACAGAUCUACCCAUCGUUCUCAAGGGUCUGCAGACUCAUGAGGAUGCUUAUCUCGCAGCCAAGUAUGCUCCUCAAGUAAAGGCCAUCAUCUUAUCGAACCACGGCGGUCGUGCUGCCGACACAGCCCCUCCAGCUAUACACACACUUCUCGAAAUCCGCAAAUACUGCCCUGAGGUUCUGAGCAAGGUCCAAAUAUGGGUUGAUGGAGGCAUCAAGCGAGGAACAGAUGUUGUAAAAGCAUUGUGUCUGGGAGCCAGCGGAGUCGGUAUUGGACGAGGUGCUCUCUUUGGACUUGGCGCUGGUGGCCAAGCCGGCGUUGAGAGAACACUCGAGAGUAAGUUGAGCCUGUGAUUUUGAGAAUGCCCGAACCCCGGCUAACACAUGCAAAACAGUCCUCGAGGCAGAAACAGCAACAUGUAUGCGACUACUCGGAGCCAAGAGUAUCUCGGAGCUCGGACCUAAAUUCGUAAGAUUUCCCCAUCUUUUCCCCAGACUCUGCUCCCCGUGGUUGGCGAUCUCGACUAACUCGCUUGGCAGGUCAAUGCUCGACAGGUGGAACGAGAUAUCUACGAUGGAGAUUCAGGGCUGGACCGUCAGGGCUUGUGGACAAAGUCUAAGCUGUAAAGUAUGAAGCAGCAGGCGGCGAUAUCUUCAUAUGCCAGAUGCAGCCUCGGCUUGGAUACUAGAUCUCCUUCAGUCUCCACUGCAAUUACCAGGGAGCCCUGUUUCCCUAAUCGAAGCGGCAACAGCGGGAGCUCUCGGGGAAGACGGCUUUGGUAAUAUGGUGGGCUGGCCAACACCGUUGCCUCUGGGUAACAUCGCGGGGAUGGGGAAAAGUGAGGCAUAAGAAUCUCUCUGAUGAAAUCCUUCAACUUUUCCACCGUACUAAUACAUUUCGAAAACAUUAUUCCAAAGAAUGAGUUUCUCUAAGAAAUUGGGAUGUUCUCACUGCAAGUAAAAAAUUUACAAUAGUAGUUCAGGAUUAAAAAGCCAAACUUUUGAUUUCACCACUAUCUAACCUUGCAGGGGGAAUCGUGGCCCGCUUCGGAGGCAAAAGCAAUAAGAUCUGAAAGCUGAAAUUGAGUAAUCGGGGAGGGGGAAUAAGGAGAAUGAUACGAUACUGUACGAAGGGCUGGCCGUAAAUGUUAGCUGUGCCGAGGAGGCAUCAUGCGGCGCAGUUGGAAUUGGUUUCUAGGGUUGCCUGGCGAUGUGUGAACUAAUGAAGUUUGGGUGUUUCAGGAAGAACACGUCAUGAAAAAAAGACACGGAAUUCUCUGUAGAGACAAGUACCGAUCAGUUCUCUGUCAAUCAAUUUA